CUCACUGCGGACGAGCGCCUGCAGUUGGCGGCCCUUCGCGACAAGCUGGGCGACUCUCGGAGUACAGCGGCGCACCGCACCGCGGCUGCGGCACCGUCGGCGCCCGCCCCAGCGUCAGUCUCGGUGCAGGCGCUUCUCAACAAGGCUCAUCAGAAGGCCCGUGCGAUCGAGAAGAAGCUGGAGAGCGCCGUCAGCAAGUUCGAGAUGCUGGAGGCUCAGCUCGCGGCUCACAAGGACCAGGUGCUGGUUCUGCGCAGUGACUUGGAGCAGGCUGAAGGCGAACAUGGCGAGCUCGUUCGGCGCCUUCAUGACGAGCUGCCGAGUGCAGGCCCUCCGUCUGAUACGGCCUCUGGCACGAAGCUCUGCCUGGAGGAUUUGCUGGACGAGAAGCGCUUCUCGCAGAUGUUCGAUCUUGAUGUGGGAGACUGCUUCACGAUCACCGACGACGAGCAGCUCUCACCUGAGGGGGCCAAGCAGUUGGCCGAUCGAGCGGACCUCUCCAAGUCUGGCAUCACGGACAUGGCGGUGCAGCGGUCGACGGCGCAGGAGUUCCAGGCGAACAGGCACCCCUUGCAGCAGGCACUGGCAAGGAUGGGGCUUCAGCGACUGGCACCAGCUGCGGAGACCGCCCAGAGGCAGGACCUGCUUCUGCUGGCGCUGCCUCUGAGCAG
Prorocentrum cordatum is the source of this 671-nucleotide messenger RNA. The record is from the annotation of a GenBank genome assembly. Lineage: Eukaryota; Dinophyceae; Prorocentrales; Prorocentraceae.